This is a messenger RNA of Aspergillus costaricaensis CBS 115574, 1310 nucleotides long. Its product is annotated as SNAP receptor PEP12. The record is from RefSeq and is a predicted model, not a curated record. Lineage: Eukaryota; Fungi; Ascomycota; Eurotiomycetes; Eurotiales; Aspergillaceae. Gene Ontology annotation, cellular component: endomembrane system; membrane; SNARE complex. Gene Ontology annotation, molecular function: SNAP receptor activity; SNARE binding. The transcript is spliced from 2 exons. Bases 41 to 862 code for a protein of 273 amino acids. Gene Ontology annotation, biological process: intracellular protein transport; Golgi to vacuole transport; vesicle fusion.
AUCCCACCUUCAUCCAUCCACUGUCGCAUCUCAUUCCACCAUGUCGUUUGAUCGCUUGAACUCGCUAGAGGCGCAGCCUACAACUUUCCGUCGCUCCGACGAUCCCCAAUAUCGCGAUGACCCCGAAUUCCAUCGUUUGACCGAGGGUCUCUCCAACCAACUGUUUACCCUGACCUCCAACAUCACUCGGUUGUCCGAUCAGAUUGCCCUUCUGGGAACUAGGCGAGACACCGAGCGUGUGCGCGAGAGAGUCCACAAGCUUCUGGAGGAUACUCGGGCGGGAUUCAGGGAUGUCGCAGAUGGGAUCAAGAAGGUCCAAACAUGGGAGGAUGUCAGUCCCUCCCAAAAAUGGACUCAACAGAAGCUAUCGUCCGAAUUCAAAGCUACCUUGGAAGAGUUCCAGACCGUUCAGCGUCGUGCCUUGGAGAAGCAACGAGCGUCUGCAGCAGCAGCUCGGACUGCCGUAGACGAAGCAGAGCCUGGCUCCGGGGGUGAUCACCAGCAGCAGCAACAGCAAGAGCAACUGUUGGAGGAACAGCCCCGCCUUGCGAACCAGGAUGAAGUGGACUUCCAGGAGGCCCUCAUUAUCGAGCGCGAGGCUGAGAUCCGCAACAUCGAGCAGAGUGUUGGCGAACUCAAUGAACUGUUCCGGGACGUGGCUCACAUUGUUCAUGAGCAAGGUGGACAGCUCGACAUUAUCAGUGAGAAUGUCGAACGAGUCGGCGAUGACACUCGUGGAGCAAACGUCGAGCUCCGUAGCGCCAGCCGAUACCAGAAGAAUGCGCGCAAUAAGGCCUGCUGUCUGCUUGUCAUUCUUGCUGUUAUCCUUACUAUCAUCGUCCUGGCGGCAACCCUGGGAUAGACUUGAGCGUUAAUUCUGUGUUCUCGCUUCCACUCCCGCAACCACGAUACCGGAUGUCGCAUAUCAUGACUGUCCCCUAUCUUGAUGAUAUCCUCUCGAUGUACGUUUACGCAUGUGCUUUUGCUUUUUUCGCUACUGCAGGCGGCUUGUUGUGUUCUGUUACGUCGAUCGCUAUGGGUUCUCAGGCGCAUACGGAGCGAGGAUGUUCUAUUUACAUUUGCCGUUCUAUCUUCCCAUGCUCUAUAUCAUACAUAGCUUCUGUUAUACACGAAUUGUACACUGCGUUGCUUACCCAAGACCGUUCCCAAAACUCCGUUGUUCGCCUCUAAUGCAGCGUAAGAAGAAAGACAUUGGGGAGCUUUACAGUCCCAUAAACUUGCUGAAUCUCAUGCGGCAGCCCUCCACUGUGUUCAGUUUCGGCCGGACAUCCAGGUAGAAGCUGAGCUUG